Messenger RNA from Hyaena hyaena (striped hyena), 3463 nucleotides. It is a transcript of the gene SEPTIN2, whose product is annotated as septin 2. The transcript has 13 exons. Bases 260 to 1345 code for a protein of 361 amino acids. The record is from RefSeq and is a predicted model, not a curated record. Lineage: Eukaryota; Metazoa; Chordata; Mammalia; Carnivora; Hyaenidae. Gene Ontology annotation, cellular component: cell division site; synaptic vesicle; microtubule cytoskeleton. Gene Ontology annotation, biological process: cytoskeleton-dependent cytokinesis; regulation of exocytosis; cell division. Gene Ontology annotation, molecular function: GTPase activity; GTP binding; molecular adaptor activity.
GGUCCCAACUCGGUGCUGCCGCCAUCUUCCCGGAGGAGAGAGCCAGAGGCGAAGGCUCCAGCCCCGUGGUCGCUCCGCAGUCUUACCGUGACGUGACCUGCCCCUAUCCCUGUCCGCCUCUCUUUUCCUCAGCAGCUCCUAGUAAAGAGACGCCCUUCCCCCACUCUAGGUACUCACAAGGCAAAGACUCACAUUACCUGCUCCACUCUUAUCAGCGUAAGGAAACCAAGCUCAUAAGAUUGAGAAAACUUCACUGAAGAUGUCUAAGCAACAACCAACUCAGUUUAUAAAUCCAGAAACUCCUGGCUAUGUCGGAUUUGCAAACCUUCCCAAUCAAGUUCACCGAAAAUCAGUGAAAAAAGGUUUUGAAUUCACGCUAAUGGUGGUCGGUGAAUCAGGCCUAGGAAAAUCGACUCUCAUAAACAGCCUGUUCCUGACUGAUCUCUACCCAGAAAGAAUCAUACCUGGAGCCGCAGAAAAAAUUGAAAGAACUGUCCAGAUCGAAGCUUCGACUGUGGAGAUUGAAGAGCGAGGGGUCAAGCUGCGCCUGACAGUGGUGGACACGCCCGGCUACGGGGACGCCAUCAACUGCAGGGAUUGUUUUAAGACCAUCAUUGCCUACAUUGACGAGCAGUUCGAACGGUACCUGCAUGACGAGAGCGGCCUGAACAGGCGGCACAUCAUCGACAACAGGGUGCACUGCUGCUUUUACUUCAUCUCCCCUUUCGGACACGGACUGAAGCCCUUAGACGUUGCGUUCAUGAAGGCAAUACACAACAAGGUGAACAUCGUGCCUGUCAUCGCCAAAGCCGACACCCUCACGCUGAAGGAGCGGGAGCGCUUGAAGAAAAGGAUUCUGGAUGAAAUUGAAGAACAUAAUAUCAAAAUCUAUCAUUUACCUGAUGCAGAAUCUGAUGAAGAUGAGGAUUUUAAAGAGCAGACUAGACUUCUCAAGGCCAGUAUCCCAUUCUCUGUGGUCGGGUCCAAUCAGUUGAUCGAAGCCAAGGGCAAGAAGGUCAGAGGCCGCCUCUACCCAUGGGGCGUCGUGGAGGUGGAGAACCCGGAGCACAAUGACUUUCUGAAGCUGAGGACAAUGCUCAUCACCCACAUGCAGGAUCUCCAGGAGGUGACCCAGGACCUGCACUAUGAAAACUUCCGUUCCGAGAGGCUCAAAAGAGGCGGCAGAAAAGUGGACAGUGAGGACAUGAAUAAAGACCAGAUCCUGCUGGAGAAGGAAGCCGAGCUCCGCCGCAUGCAAGAGAUGAUCGCCAGGAUGCAGGCGCAGAUGCAGCUGCAGCUGCAGGGCGGGGACGGCGAUGGCGGGGCCCACGGGCACCACGUGUAAGAAAACACUUUGCAAGAUACAGAAAACAUUCCGCCUGAAUAAUACAGCUGCGUGUUUCCCACAGAUUACCGGAAGGGUGCCCGUCCACAUUUUACCGUACCUGUGCCUGAAAAUUUAAUUGUUUUUUAAACUUUUGAUGUCUUGUUUUGUAUGAAAUACUUUAACAUUUGUAAUUUCGUUGCUAUGGUAUACUUUAUAUCUUGUGAGGUGAACCUUUCAUUUUUAUCUUUCUUCCACCUUAACUAACCACUAAUGUUGGAACUGAUUUCCAGGAUCAGUCAGUAUGUGUAGUUAACAUUGAAUUUCUUUGACUUGGCUGGCCUCAUGGUUGAGGAGCACUCUUGAUUCAUUUCUAGAACAUUCAGAUCAAGCCAGCAGUGUUCCUGGGUGGUGGCGACAUAGACCCAGUGAUGAACUGACCUGCAGUAGGGCAUUUAGUUACCGAGUCACCAAGACGGCCCAUCUUGCUUGCUUUGCUUUGCCUUGAACACAACCUAAAACCAGUUUUGCUGCUGUAAUUCAAUGCCGUUCAUUCAUCUGCAGUUACCUUUCUGCCACGUGAAACUGCAGGAUUAUCUAACGUGAUAUGCGCGUAUUCAGAAAGCUCCUUAGAAACAGACCAUUAGGAGCAACUUUUAAGAACUCUGGAUUCUAACGCUACAGCAUUUUUUAAACUGCUCUGCAGUGAACCUGGCACAAGCCAUGUUUUGUAGUGUUCUUCACUGAUAACUGGUUUAUACUCUGCUCUGGACAGAAAGUGUCUGUGAACUCCAGUUUUCAUAGUACAACGAUGACUCUUAAUGCACACAAAGAGAGCCAAUAAAUGAUUUUUACUCAACUAACAUAAAAAGUUACUUUUUAAGGAAAAUUAAUAAGUUGAUAUAUUUAGAAACCAACCUUUUUGUAUUUUUAUACUGCACUUUAAUGUGUUUUCUGCAACUGCAAGUGUGUAAGAUCUGCCGGAGCAGUGGAAAUCGGGGUCCUCUGGUGGGCAGGCCUCUGAAUCCAGAGCUGUCAUCGGCCCUGAGGCUCAUGGCCCCAUGAAGCCUCAGUGCCUACCAGGUUUUCCUGAUUUGGCUUUCCUUUGUUUCCUUGAAGUUUUUAAUGGUUUUCUGGAAGGAACCAAAUAGCAGCAGAAGUUUUUUUUGUUUUUUUUUUUUUUAAUGUGCAGACGGUUGUCCGUUUUCAGCCACUGUCACUUCCCUCAUUCAUUAUAAUACCAGUUUCCCCAUGUACCAAGUAAGAAAGUCAUUUCUGAUGUGCACCACGGUCUCACUGGUAGAUCCCCCCGGUCAGGUCCGUUUCUGUGCUCUGUGGCCUUGGCCCUUCCAUGCCCUCCUAGUGUGUCUCCCUGCCGUGUGCUCCGAGGGGCGCCAGUGCUCCAGGCUUGCUGUUUUCAACAUUUAUACUGACAUUGGGAAAGCAGUUCCCAGAAAAAGACCGGGGAAGGAGACUUGGAGGGAGCAGGUGCGGCCUCAGUGUUUUCAUUUUGCUGUAACUGGAGCGGUUAAGAUGCAGAAAUUUCUUCCUCUGAGGAGGAGGAGGAGAGGUUUUGUUUUGGUCAGACACCAUAUGGUGACAUGGUCAAAAUAUAUUCACUCCAAAGAUGUGCUAUGGGAAAUAAUCGGGUAUUCUCAACAACUUUGCCUUUUCACUGUCGUUUAAUGGUGAGUAGUCACAAGCUGUUAGGUGUAGGCAUGUCGUACUGAGUUUUUACCAAGGGAAAGCGUUGAGUGACUUUAGAGCACGUCUGUGCAAGGCCGACUAUUUGGGUUAUUUUGGCAUUAACUACACUAGUAAAAGCUGUUUAAAGGAUGGAGCUGGGGGCACAUGUGCUGGUGGUCAGUGCAAGCCCCAUGUCUGCUUGAGUACGUGACUAGGGCCGGCCGCCUCGCUGUAAGGCUUCUGCGGGGGGCGGGGGGCCCUGUGCUGUCUCCCCGCUAGUCCCCCUUUGUUGUGCUGCCCAAUUUCAAAUAAAUACUGUUACUAUAGAUCAUUGCUUUUACUAAGAGAAUCUUUACCUAUAGAAAUGUAUUUUGAAAACUUAUUUUACAUUAGCAAUUUUGUAUCCAUUGAAACUAACCUUUUAUCAAUAAAGCACUAUUGUUUGGCUAUUAA